Impatiens glandulifera is the source of this 827-nucleotide messenger RNA. RefSeq names its product acyl-CoA-binding domain-containing protein 3-like. Lineage: Eukaryota; Viridiplantae; Streptophyta; Magnoliopsida; Ericales; Balsaminaceae. Bases 32 to 790 code for a protein of 252 amino acids. The record is from RefSeq and is a predicted model, not a curated record. The transcript has 2 exons. Gene Ontology annotation, biological process: fatty acid metabolic process. Gene Ontology annotation, molecular function: fatty-acyl-CoA binding.
UCUUCACCCUUCACCCAUUUGCUGCUUAAAGAUGGAGAUUUUACAUGAACUUCUCAUCUACCUCUGCAUCAAUCUCUUUCUACUUCUUCUUGCCCUUUUUGUCAUCGGUAAGCACCUUGUAAUGGUGGGUUCUCGUGAUCUUCCACCAAAAAAGGGAGUUGGGUCCUUUGUUUUUGAAGGAAAAAGUUUCAGUUCAGAGGAACCACUUGUUGAUGAUGACAAGACAACUAAGGUUGAAACCAGUGGAUCACCAUUGAAGAAACACGGGUUUUAUGAAAGGGGUUUGUUGGAAUUGGUUGAGUUGAAAGCAGAGGAGGGAUUAACUAUUGCUGAGACUGAUGAUUCUGUCUAUCAUGUGAUUGAUGAAAGUUCUGUGUUAUGUGAAGAUCAAGUAGUUCGUGAGAUUGAGAUUGAAUCAGGUAUGGAGGAAAUUAAUGUUGAUAAUUUAAUGGAUUUGGAAGGAUGGGAGAGAAAUGAGGAUGAUGAUUGGGAGGGAGUAGAGAGAAGUGAACUGGAGAAGGAUUUUGGUGAUGCAUUGGUAUUUGUUGAAGAAUCAAAAAGUCUUGGAAAUGAUGUGAAGUUGAAGUUAUAUGGUCUUAGUAAGAUUGUUCUUGAAGGUCCUUGUAUUGCUCCACAACCUAUGGCUUUGAAGAUUACUGCCCGUGCAAAGUGGAAUGCAUGGCAACAACUAAUGGACAUGAAUAGGGAGACUGCUAUGGAACUAUAUAUUUCCCUUCUGUCAAAGAGCAUUCCUGAUUGGAAACAAAGAGAUGUCAAUGUAAGUUCUUAGUUUCUAGAUCUCAAAAUGUCUUAUUUUUUUUAUAAGC